This is a messenger RNA of Bactrocera oleae (olive fruit fly), 3323 nucleotides long. RefSeq names its product F-box/WD repeat-containing protein 4. Gene Ontology annotation, biological process: SCF-dependent proteasomal ubiquitin-dependent protein catabolic process. The record is from RefSeq and is a predicted model, not a curated record. Lineage: Eukaryota; Metazoa; Arthropoda; Insecta; Diptera; Tephritidae. Gene Ontology annotation, cellular component: SCF ubiquitin ligase complex. Gene Ontology annotation, molecular function: protein binding.
UACAGUUGAAAUAAAUAGAAAACAUCGAUAAGCUCUCUCUCUCAAUUUGUCUUUUAUCGCUAUUGAAAAUUAUUUAAACAGCUGUUCGAGAGAGGAUGUUAUAACCGUAGACGGAAUUUUUGCAUGCCAAAUUUGAGCCAUUAAAAAAUUAUACUAAAAUGGAGAUUAAUCAAAGGGUGUCCACUAAAUUACUUGAUUUAAAUUUGGAUUGCAUGUUGCGAAUUCUGAGUUAUUGUUCUGAAGAAGAUUUGUUAAAUUUGUGUCGUGUUCACCAUCAUCUACGAAAUAUAAUCGACAAGCAUAUAUUCUACUUGAAAACACUGGAUGCACUUCUGUGUGGACAUCGGAAUUGUGAGCGUAUAAACAAAAGGUCACACUAUUUAUCAAUUUCCUAUGUAACUCGCUUUCACAUAGCGCGUAACUGGUUACAUGGACGAUAUAGGGAGUACGAGUAUUAUAAUCAUAUACAAAUGUUUCCUACCAAAAUACUUCUUGAGCGAGAUGUAUUAUAUGUAAGCCAUUUAGACUAUUUACGGUUAUACGGACGUGCUAAACACGAACCACUGCAACGUAGGUGCUUACAAGAAAUAUCUUCGGGUUCACGUGGAGAUAUAUCUAGUUUCGCCAAAAAGCAAGAUACAAUAUUUGCUGGGCGAGUUACGGGUAAUUGCUAUAUUUGGGAAGAUGGUAUAGUACAUGAACAACAAUUGCAUCGAGCCAAAGAAUAUUUACACUGUGUAGAUUUCGAAGAUGAAAUAUAUGCAACCAGUACAAAUGUUUGUGCAAAACUGUGGCGUCGCACAAACGAACUGGGUUUAGUUUAUUUAGAACCAUUCGCAGAGAUGUCGCAGGAAUUUAAAGUUUUAAAGUUAUCUGAAGGUGGCGAACGUUUAUAUGGUGGUUUAUAUACCGAUGUAGAAAGAUAUGCGUUACGCGAAUUCGAUGUGGAAAGCGGCAAGGAGACCGUCUUAAACUCAAACACCCUUUCUAUAUAUGAUUUACUCAUUAAGGACGAGAAUGUGAUAUUCACAGGUAAUUUUGAUACCACUUGCCGUAUGUACGACCGUCGUUCCAAUCGCGAUGAAGCUAUAUUCGAAGAUCCUUUUGAUUCGUCGUUCUACUGCAUUGAAUAUGACGGUUUAUAUGGUGUUCUAUGUGGCGCCAAAUAUCACAGACGCGUCAAUUUAUAUGAUAUACGCAUGCCGAAUACAUACCAACAGUUGUACUUUCCAAGACGCAGUAAAAAGGCGAGAAAUCAAAGUUCGCCUGUAUAUAGCAUAGCCUGUGAUAAUCGUUAUCUCUUUAUUGCAACCGAUCAAAAUAUACGUGUAUUUGACUUUAAAGAGAAUUGUGCAGAAAGCCGGGAUUACCGAAAUAUAUUCGAUGACAAGCGUGUUUUUCGUACACUGCUAUAAUGUUCAUGUUUGAAAAUAAUCGUUUAUAACCUGUAUUUAAUACAAAUAUUGAAUUGAAAGUGUUUGUUGAUACCAAAAAUCUGUACUUUUAGUUUAUUGCUUUAAUAUUUUAUUUAUUUUUAUUACUGUUUGAGCCAAGUAUUCUUUGCCAUGUUAUUUUACCAGACUGAUUUACAACCAGUCCAUCAUUAUUUUUUUUAGUAUAUAAUUUAAUCAUAAAAAAAUAAUUGUUAGCGUCCUCUGCAACAAAAUGUUAAUGUUUAGAUAAAACUAGUUUUAAUUAUAAGCGGAUACUAAAAGACAAGUAGUGUUAAUUAAUUUAUUUAAGUAAUGCCAGACUUAAAGCAGCGUAAGCCCUCUAAACAUACUAAAUAUUGCUGUUUAAUAUACAUAUUUAUAAAAAUAGAAAAAUUAUAGAAUUUGAAUAAAGUUUAUGCCUUGCAAAAGAUUCUCAUAUGUAGUUCUAAACAAUAGAUUUUGAAAUUGUUUGUAAAUAAAUGAUAUGUAUAUAAAAACCACGAGACGUGAAUGUGCACUUACAUAUAUACGUAUAUAAAUUUGCUUUCAAAUGUUAAUAAAUGCAAACAAAUUUCCAAUUUAAUUUUCACGACUGUGUUUUAUUUCAUACAAAUACCAUAUUUAAUUUUUAUACUCUCGCAACAUGUUGCUACAGAGUAUAAUAGUUUUUUUAAUUUUAAAAAUGCUACAGUAAAUAGAAAAAAAAUUAAAGACAUACCCAACUACUUUUUUUCAACGAAUUUUGACAUUACAACAAUUUCGAAACCUUAUUUGAAGCACUUUUGUGCUUAUAUGUAUAUUCAUAUGUAUGUACAUAUAAUAAGAUCAAUUUACGAAAUAUUACAAUUUUUGUAAUUUUCAUAAUUUAUUCUUUGUGUAAUUUAUGUAUGUAUGUCGAAUAAAAAUAAAUUGUAAUUAAAAAAUUAUCUUAAAGUUUAACAAAACAAAAAAAAAAUAAUAAUAGUAAUAAUAGUUAAUUACUUCACAUUUAUAAUAUACAUAUAUUUUUUUCGUUCGGUUAAUGAAUGGUUCAAAUUUCAAGAUUUUUCAUACUCCUUUCUCUAAACAAAACCAGAUAUCGCGUACAAUACAUAUUUUUAUACCCUUAACGAGGUACAUUAGAAUAGGUUAGAAUAUUAAGUUUGCCUUGAAGCUUGUAAUAUCCAGAAGCAAAAUCCAUAAAAUAUAUAUAUAAAUGAUCAACAUAACGAGCUGAGUCGAUUCAGCGAUUUAUCUGCAUAUACGCGAGCUAGUACCUUCGUUUUUGAGAUAUCGAUCUAAAACUUUGCACACGAAAUUUUCUCUGCAAGAAACUGCCUAUUUGGCAGAUUCACCGAUAUCGGACCACUAAAGCAUGUAUAUAGCUAUCAUACAAACUGAACGAUAAAAAUCAAGUUUUUAUAUGAAAAACUUUUUUAUUUGACAAUAUAGCGUCACGAAAUAUGACAUGGAUUAUUGUCCAAGGAAAGUGCACAAUCGCCGAAAAACUUGUUCAGAUCGGAUCAUUAUUGCAUAUAGCCAUACAAACCGACUGAUCAAAAUCAAGUUCUUGUAUGAAAAACUUUUUUAUUUAUGAAGGGUUGCUUCGGUGCAACUGAAAUUAACGUAAAUUCUUAUUUUCUUAACAAUUAAAAAACAACAACUCAACCAAACAUACAUAUGUACAUAUAUAUGUUUAUGCCUGCCAUAAAUUUAAUGGGUUAGUCAGUGCAUAUCUCUUCUUUUAAUUGCUUAAUCACUACCUCAGUAAAUCAUAUAUACAAACAUACCAUAUUUAUAUUGUGUAUAAGUACACCACGAUAAUAAAGUCGAAAGCCAGACAAUUAGCAACAAACAGGGGGAAAAAGUAUUUUUAGACUUUAGACUAAUAAUAAUUCAUUAAAAUUAACA